Messenger RNA from Ochotona princeps (American pika), 1700 nucleotides. It is a transcript of the gene PLIN2, whose product is annotated as perilipin 2. Gene Ontology annotation, biological process: positive regulation of triglyceride storage; lipid storage. Lineage: Eukaryota; Metazoa; Chordata; Mammalia; Lagomorpha; Ochotonidae. The record is from RefSeq and is a predicted model, not a curated record. The coding region runs from base 119 to 1465 and encodes 448 amino acids. The transcript has 9 exons. Gene Ontology annotation, cellular component: lipid droplet; cytosol.
GUACUUAAGGCGGAGGCCGGCCCGGGGCUGCACACUCCGGCGUCUGAACAGCUCGCGGGAUUGUGCUUCCUUUGCGUCCUCUCCGCGCCCGUCGAGUCUUUUCUCCAAGAAGAAAAAAAUGGCAACCGUUGCAGUCGAUCCACAAUUGAGCGUGGUGACCAGGGUCGCCAACCUACCCUUGGUGAGCUCCACCUACGCUCUCUUGUCCUCUGUGUACGUCAGUACGAAGGAUCAUCAUCCCUGCUUGAAGUCUGUGUGUGAGAUGGCAGAGAAGGGUGUGAAGACGGUGACCUCCGUGGCCUUAACCGGUGCUCUGCCCCUCAUCCAGAAACUCGAGCCACAAAUUGCUGUUGCUAAUACCUAUGCCUGUAAGGGGCUAGACAGAAUUGAGGAGAAAUUGCCUAUUCUGAAUCAGCCAACAACCCAGGUUGUUGCCACUGCCAAAGAUGCUGUGAUUGGAGCCAGAGAUGCUGUGACGACUACCGUGACUGGAGCCAAGGACUCUGUAGCCAGCACCAUCACAGGGGUGGUGGAUAAGACCAAAGGAGCAGUGACUGGCAGCGUGGAGAAAACCAAGUCUAUAGUCAAUGGCAGCAUUAACACAGUCUUGGGAAGUCGGAUGAUGCAGUUUGUGAGUACUGGGAUGGAAAAUGCGCUCACCAAAUCAGAACUACUGGUGGACCAAUACCUCCCGCUCACUGAGGAAGAGCUAGAAAGAGAAGCCAAAAAAGUUGAAGGAUUUGAUACGGUUCAGAAGCCAAGUUAUUAUGUUAGGUUGGGAUCCCUGUCUGCCAAGCUCCGCUCACGUGCCUACCAGCAGGCUCUUGACAGGGUUAAAGAAGCCAAGCAGAAAAGCCAAGAGACCAUUUCUCAGCUCCAUUCGACCAUUCACCUGAUUGAAUUUGCCAGGAAGAAUGUGCAUAGUGCCAACCAGAAAAUCCAGGAUGCCCAGGAUAAGCUCUAUCUCUCGUGGGUGGAGUGGAAGAGAAGCAUUGGCCAUGAUGAUACUGAUGAGUCUCACUGUGCAGAGCACAUUGAGUCACGUACUCUUAUUAUUGCCCGCAACUUGACUCAGCAGCUGCAGACCACGUGCCACAGCCUGCUGUCCAACAUCCAAGGACUGCCACAGAACAUCCAGGAUCGGGCCAACCACUUGGGAGUGAUGGCAGGCGACCUCUACUCCGUGUUUUACAACGCUGCCUCCUUGAAGGAAGUGUCCGACAGCCUCCUCAUUUCUAGCAAGGGGCAGCUGCAGAAAAUGAAGGAAUCUUUAGAUGAUGUGAUGGAUUACCUUGUUAACAACACGCCCCUCAACUGGCUGACUCUUCUUUUUCAGGCAUUUGAUUUCACUACCGCAGACUUGACAUCUGAGACUGAUGAAAUUCCAGAUAUUAUAGCUUUGGAAGAGGAAGAUGGAGCAAAUCAUUCACAUUUUAAUGGCCUUUCUCAGCCAAAUACUGAGUAACAACAACAAUAAAGUAAUUCCUUCUAGUUGAAUACACAAUUUGUAUCAUAUUUAACCUCAUUUUGCUUGUAUGUUUAUUACUGUGGCUCCAGGAAGUUUUCAUCUGUCUUUUGGCUAGUUCAUUCUACUUGCAAUGAAACUUGAUCUUAAUUUUCAUAAAAGAGAUUUAGUUCUGUAUUAUAUAUCAUUUUAUGUAAGUCUUCACAGAGUAACUGCUAAAAUGCCUAUAAUAAAU